This is a messenger RNA of Hansenula anomala, 879 nucleotides long. RefSeq lists its product as uncharacterized. Lineage: Eukaryota; Fungi; Ascomycota; Saccharomycetes; Phaffomycetales; Wickerhamomycetaceae. The transcript has a single exon. The record is from RefSeq and is a predicted model, not a curated record. The coding region runs from base 1 to 879 and encodes 292 amino acids.
AUGACUUCUUCAUAUCAACAUAGUCACAAUCCAAACAAUCACUUGUCAAGAAGAGCGUCUGUUGCAACUGCACCAUAUACGAUACCUUCACGUCACAAUUCAGUAUCUCAUUCACAUUCACCUUUAUCACCACCUUCUUCUUCAAAUAUACAUAUACCAGCACAUCAACAACACCCUCAUCAUCACCACCACCAUCACCAUCAUCAUGCCAAUGGUCAAACUAAUCAACAACAACUGUCAAGUUCAGUUCCAGUAUUAUCUAGAGAGUUUGUCGUUAGAAGAAUAAGUGAAGGUGAAUCUGGUCGUUUAAAAGAAGAACUGAAAUGUGAAGCAUGUGGGAAAGGUUAUAAGCAUAUUUCAUCCUUAGCUAAACAUCUUUGGGAACAUACACCAGAAUGGAAUGUUACUAAAAAAUUAUUAAUUUCGAAACAUCAACAAGUUCAAUUAUUAGAAGCUGCUAGUAUUUUAGUUAGUAUGAAUGAAGUUAGUCCAAGUCCAUUGACUGAACAAGUUAUUAAAGAAGAUGAAGAGAUCAAAUUCAAUCCAAAAUAUACUGAACAUAAUAGUGAUGAUGACGAAGAUGAUGAAGACGAUGAAGAUGAAGAUGGAGAUAGAUCUUCAAAUUCUCCUUCACCGUAUUUAAAAGAAUUGAAGAAUAGAAACGGUUCAAUAAGUCAAAUUCCACCGAGUGGAUUGAAUGGUACAAAUUCUCCUGCUAAAGUUAUUAGUACUGGUGGAUUUCUGGAUGUUCCAAGAGGUGGUCAACAACAAAAUGGUAAAAAAAAUGGUAGUAUUAGUUAUGAAACCAAGUCUAAUAAAGAAAAUUUGGAAAAUGCUAUAGUGGAGGAUGAACAGGAGGCUGUCUUUGGAAUGGAUUGA